AUGAGCCUGAGCCUGAGCCAUCGUCCUACUUUUAAUGGCAUGACAUACACACCCACCCAGCUUCAGCGCGAUCUCACACCAACUGCGCUCCACUCCCGCUCUUGCUUCAGCACAAGCACCCACCACCGCAAAAAACGCAACCCUUCCGCACUCCCCCCACGGCCUACCCUCCCAGACUCAGACAUCACACAUGUGUACCUGAAAGGCUCCGGCCCCGGCGGCCAGAAAAUCAACAAGACGAACAGCGCGGCGCAGCUGACGCACCUGCCUACCGGGAUCGUGGUGAAAUCCCAGGCGACGCGCUCGCGCAGCCAGAACUACACGAUCGCCCGACGGAUUCUCGCCGAGAAGGUCGAGGUGCUGGAGAAGGGAGAUGAGAGUCGCGUCAUGAAGAGGCAGGAGAGGGACAGGAGGAAGAAGGCGAGUAGCACGAAGAAGAAGAGGAGGAAAUAUCGCGCGUUGGAGAAAGGGGAUGGGCAGGAGGGAGAGGAGGACGAUGUGGGAGAUGGUGCAAUUGGGCCGGAGAGGGAGAAGCAGCAAGCCCUGGAUGAGAAGACCGUUCAGACCGGCGACGGAAAUAGUGCAGAACACGCCAAAGCACCGGCGAUCGAGGACAAUGCAGGAAAUCCUCUGAGCAUUCACGCACCGCUAAAGCCAGCUUGA
Messenger RNA from Exophiala aquamarina CBS 119918, 663 nucleotides. RefSeq lists its product as uncharacterized. The transcript has a single exon. The coding region runs from base 1 to 663 and encodes 220 amino acids. Gene Ontology annotation, cellular component: mitochondrion. Gene Ontology annotation, molecular function: translation release factor activity. Gene Ontology annotation, biological process: translational termination. Lineage: Eukaryota; Fungi; Ascomycota; Eurotiomycetes; Chaetothyriales; Herpotrichiellaceae. The record is from RefSeq and is a predicted model, not a curated record.